CCUUCCUAUGGGAGGGAGUGUCAAAAUGGUGGAGGAAACAUUGAAGCUUGCCUAUGGAGACGACUCUGAAUUUAUCAAAGACAAAAGAAUAGCUGCAGUUCAAGCUCUGUCUGGAACUGGAGCAUGCCGAAUGUUUGCAGACUUCCAGAAACGUUUUUGUCCCGGUUCACAGAUCUACAUUCCUGUACCAACCUGGUCCAACCACCACAACAUCUGGAGAGAUGCAGAUGUCCCUCAGAAGACAUAUCAUUACUAUCAUCCCGAAUCCAAGGGCUUGAAUUUCUCAGGAUUAAUGGACGAUGUGAAGAAUGCUCCGGAAGGCUCGUUCUUCCUCCUUCAUGCUUGUGCUCAUAAUCCUACUGGAGUAGACCCUACAGAUGAACAAUGGAGAGAGAUAUCACAGCUCUUCAAGGCCAAAAAACAUUUUGCAUUCUUUGAUAUGGCCUAUCAUGGUUUUGCUAGUGGGGAUCCAGCGAGAGAUGCCAAGUCCAUUAGGAUCUUUCUUGAGGAUGGUCAUCAUAUUGGAAUUUCUCAGUCCUAUGCAAAAAACAUGGGACUCUACGGCCAGAGGGUCGGAUGUCUCAGCGUGCUUUGUGCAGAUGAAAAACAAGCCGUGACUGUGAAAAGUCAGUUGCAGCAACUAGCUAGACCAAUGUACAGCAACCAACCUUUACAUGGAGCUCAAAUAGUCUCAACCAUUCUUGGAGACCCAGAGUUAAAGAGUCUGUGGCUAAAGGAAGUUAAGAUCAUGGCUGAUCGGAUUAUUGGCAUGAGAACUACUUUGAGAGAAAGCCUUGAGAAGUUAGGAUCGCCUCUAUCAUGGGAGCACGUAACCAAGCAGAUUGGAAUGUUCUGCUACAGUGGGCUAACACCAGAACAGGUUGACCGCUUAACAAGCGAAUAUCAUAUCUACAUGACCCGAAAUGGCCGUAUCAGUAUGGCUGGUGUUACGACAGAGAAUGUGGGAUACCUUGCGAAUGCUAUACAUGAAGUCACCAAGUCAUCUUAAACUAUUUAUAUGCAAAUAAGACAGGAGGGCUAAUUUGUUCUUCUGCAAUUGUUUUCAUGGGAACUGAAAGUUUAUCCAUAAACAGUAACUUAUCAGUGCAUUUUUUCUUAUCUGCGCAAUAAAAAAAAGCAGCAUUUGGACACAAA
Eutrema salsugineum is the source of this 1155-nucleotide messenger RNA. RefSeq names its product aspartate aminotransferase, mitochondrial. NCBI's taxonomy places the organism in Eukaryota, Viridiplantae, Streptophyta, Magnoliopsida, Brassicales, Brassicaceae. Gene Ontology annotation, cellular component: mitochondrion. Gene Ontology annotation, biological process: amino acid metabolic process; biosynthetic process. The transcript has 8 exons. The record is from RefSeq and is a predicted model, not a curated record. The coding region runs from base 8 to 1009 and encodes 333 amino acids. Gene Ontology annotation, molecular function: pyridoxal phosphate binding; L-aspartate:2-oxoglutarate transaminase activity.